Molecule: messenger RNA, 2516 nt
Organism: Erpetoichthys calabaricus (reedfish)
Lineage: Eukaryota; Metazoa; Chordata; Cladistia; Polypteriformes; Polypteridae
Gene: shq1
Product: SHQ1, H/ACA ribonucleoprotein assembly factor
Biological process (GO): box H/ACA snoRNP assembly
Cellular component (GO): cytoplasm; nucleoplasm
Source: RefSeq, a predicted model, not a curated record
AAUCCCCUCGUUGUUAGAAAAAGGAAGGACAUGCAGUACGCCCGCUGUUUUAAACAGAUGGGUACAGGGAUCGGUUGGAGUCUAUGUAAACUGUAUACGUUUACGGGAUUUGAUGAUUAAAUGGUGCUAGUUCCGGUAACUCUUUUACCGCACCGCACGAAAGAACAAAAUAUCACUGGCUGGUUUAUAAGGGUUUAAAAAUUUUCAUAUGCGCGUUUCCUGUGGCUACUACGGUACACUCAUGGCUGCAUUUAACAUGUGCCUCUGAAGUUCUGGAGGAUUUUACCGACUAGAAACGAGGAUCAAAACAUUUGGUACAAUGAUUACCCCAGCAUUUGAGCUGACCCAGGAUUUAGAUUUCCUUACUGUAACAAUCCGUGUCCCUUAUACAAGGACUUCAGAAUUUGACCUCUAUAUGAAUGGAGAAGAUUUAAAAUUUUAUGCCAAACCAUACUUUUUGAGGUUACAUCUUCCAGGAAGGAUUGUUGAAGAUGGAAGAGGAAGCAGUACUUUUGAUGUUGAUAAAGGUGUUUUUACUGUUAUAGUUGCCAAAGAGAUCCCAGGUCAACAUUUUGAAGGACUUCAAAUGUUAACAGCUUUACUAGCACCCAAAGGUCUAAGGUCUGCUCGGCCUUUAGUGGAGGAGAUAGCAGAAACGUUCACAAUGGAAGGUGAAGGUGGUAGUGAUGAUGACAAUGUGGAAUUUGAUUGGCUGAUACAGCAGACACCUUACAAAGAGAUAGCAAGUGAGGAACUGAAUUGCCUUUGCAAGUAUGGAUUUGGAAAUAAGAGAACUGGAGUUUUCACUCGACUUCAGGAUGAAUUGAGUGAUGUAGUUGAUGUGAAAAAUCCUGAUAGGACAUCUGUAGCAGAGCGAAGACAGGGCCGUCUAGAAGCUGAACACAACAAGUUUGAUCCAGAUCAUUAUCUUGCAGAUUUGUUUGAAGAUUUUGCUAUUCAAAAUUUAUUGAAAUACAAGCCUUGGUGGAGAGGAUCUAGCAGUAAAAUACAAGAAGAACAAAAACGUGCCGUGAUUUUUACAGAAGAUGAGAAGGAACAGUUGAGGAAAUUCAGUAAUAAAUCCUUUCUGCUUGACAAGAAUGAAACUCUUCAUGUAUGGAUAGGCCUAAUUGAUAUCUUAUUGGCUUAUGCUUAUGAAAUACGUGUAUGUGAAGGAGAAAAAAAUGUUGAAUCAUCAUGGAAUAUACGAAAGUUAAGCGGAACACUCAGCUGGCUAGAGACAUACAGUUCUAUUCAAGAAGUCUUUGUGUCAUUUGGAAGGAGAGUCAUGUGUUAUCCUCUUUAUAGACAUUUCGAUCUUGUUCUCAAAGCAAAAGAGGACUUGGGUUUAAUAUUCCAACUUGGAAAAGCCACCAUACUGAAGUGCUUACUAGAUAUACACAGAGUUUUUAGAGAAAGUGAUCCUGCUUAUAUCCUAAAUGAUCUGUAUAUCUCUGAUUACUGCAUAUGGAUUCAGAAAGCAAAGUCAAAGAAUAUAAUGAACCUUACUGAUCUCCUACGUGACACGAACAUCAGAAAAGAAGACUUAGAAUUAGAACUGGAGGAACUGGAAAAAGCAGCACUAUUGGUCCUAGAGGAGGAAGAGAGUGCGACUUCACCAGAUACAAGCAAAACUGAAGAACAACAGAAUCUAAUAUGUUGCAAGGACACUAUUGAGUUUAGCAGUAAGUCUUCAAGAGACACAGAAAGGUUUCAUCCAGAAAAAGAAUAUUCAGUCAGCUUAGCAUGUAGUUCAAAGAAAAAUGAGGAAGAGUCUUUGAACAAAUUAUCAGGCAGGUCACAGGAAAAUACAACUUCAUUUGCAGUGAGUACUACUUCUGAUACAAAUCAAUCAAUGGACCAAAUGGCUCCUUCAAGACAAAUCUUAUCUGAUGAAGACAAAGACAAAAUGAUAUCAGAAUCGCUUAGCAGAAAUUUGGUUGAAGAACUUGGCGACAAGUUAAAUAGUGUAGUGUCUAUCUCUGAGGAUUCUACACAUGACAUUUCUGAGAGCUGUGCAGCAGAUGCAAAGGAAGAGUCCUUGGUUGAUUUCAGCCUCACAAACCCUUCACUUACACAGAGACAGAUUUUAGAGGUUUGUCCUAAAAGGGAUCCACAGCUGCUUUUAGUACACACCACUAAAGAUAACGAAGAAUCAUAGUAUGUGGCAUUAGUCCUUAAUAAAAAAAAUAUUCUUGUAACAUUAUGGUAAGAAGCAUUAUUGUUGAUCUCUGCAUUUUUACAUUAUGAGUUACAGACUAUAAAAAAUAUUUUUUUUAAAUAAAUGUGAAGCUGUUUCUGCAGAUUUAAAUGUUUUCUGCUGUUGUAAUUAAAUACUAUUGAUACAUUGAUUUUAAAGGUGGUUGUUUUUGUUUAGCAGUUAUGUGGUGCUAUUCUCAUCAGGUCAUUAAGGCUCUUAAAUGGACCAAAAGUUGUAUGAAUAUAUGAACUACAAACACAUUUCAGAUAGUCUUCCUGAAAAGCAUCUCAAAUUAUUUCUGGAAAGAUAUUACAAA